UCGCCGCCCGGCGGCGCCAGGAGGGAGUUUCUCCUCAGCAGGGGCAGGUGGGGCCGUUCUGCCGCCUGCCCCGCCUCACCGCAGCGAGGGAGCGCGGACACCCGGCCCGGAGCGCCGUCGCUUCCCGCUUCAGGGGCUGCCCCUUGCCGGGCGCUGCUGCGAGCAACAGGUCCGUGCUUUUUCCUCCCUCCGCCAGUGCGGGAGUGUGUCAGGCGAACAAAGGGGCUGAGCGCGGCCCCGCGUCCCCUCCACGCAGCGGCCGCCCGGCCCCUGUGCUUCAGCCAUUUGCGUCGCCUGGCAUCGCACCGCUGCUUCCCCAGCACCGCUUCUCCUUCCCAGCUUCCCCUACCAGCUCCGACUCCAACCGCCGCUGCGCUGCAGGCAGCGAGGCGGCGUGGAGGGAGCUUCCCCAGAGCGACGUGGGGCUCGCCGGCCGUCACCCAGAGGGAGAAUGCGUAUGCGGAGCAGUGAUACGAAGAAACCUUCACAAAGGUCAUGUAAAGAAAAACUUGGCUAGUGGGGAAUCUCCUUCCAGAGCAGAUUGCAGCCACUACCUUCCACUGAAGUAGUUGCACAAGGUGAUGGCCGCCCCGCUGCGGCCCGGAGCCCUCCUCACGGGCGCGGCUCGGCGCCGCCACAGCUAGCGCGCAUUCAUGGAGGGCAGCAGUGCCGCGGAGGAAGAGGAGAGCGGGGCCGGGCCCGGCGCCCCGCCGCCGCCACCGCCUCCCACCCCGGCCGCCCCCUGCGGCUUCAGCUCCUCCCUCUGCUUCAGCGCCACCGCAGCCGAGCCGCAGCCGCCUGCUGCUGGGGGCCGGGUGGUGGAGAGCCAGUGGGAGAUCAACAACGCCGCCUGCCAGCCGGAGGAGGAGGAAGAGGCGGUAGGGACGCUAGACCGUCCGGCGGAGGAGCCCGAUCUGGUCAUCGAGGUUUCGGGGCGUCGCAUCCGGGCGCACAAGUCGGUGCUGGCGGCCAAGAGUGACUACUUUCGUGCCCGCGCCUCACGGGACGUCCUGCGUGUGAAGGGAGUGAGCUACGGGGCACUACGGCUCCUCAUCGACUAUGUGUACACGGCCCGCAUGGGCGAGGUGCGGCACGACAACCUGGCCGAGGUGGUGAGCGGCGCCCGCGUCCUCCAGAUGCCCUGUGCCCUGCACUGUGCCGCCGAGGCCAUGCGUGCCCAGCUCCGCCUCAGCAACUGCUACCAGCUCCUCUGCCUGGCCAAGAAGCAGCGGCUGGCGGAACUGCGGGAAGCUGCCUACCGCUUCAUGAGCGAUCACUACCUGGAGGUGCUGCGGGAGCCCAGUGUCUACGGCCGUCUCAGUGGCACUGAGCGGGACCUUAUCCUGCAGCGGCGCAUGGAAGCCGGCCGGCCCUGCUUGUUGGUGGCCGAGGUCAGCGAUGCUUUUGAGCGGCCAGGUGGUAGCAGCCGGCCACAGAGCCGGGAGAGCAGCCGGCCACAGAGCCCCUCCUCCGUGGUGUCACUGGAGGAGAGUGGCUCCCUCAUCCACUGCUACCAGGAGGCCAGUGGUGAGUGGAGGGUGCUGACGCGCCUGCCUGAGGAGGCCAAUGCUAAAGGCUGUGCCAUGUGUGUCCUCCACAACUACCUCUUCCUAGCUGGGGGCAUCAUGGUGGGGCCAGCAGGUGGUGAGUCCCGGGCCCGCCUUUCUGACAAGGUCUUCUGCUACAACCCCCUGACUGAUACCUGGAGCCAGGUGCGGCCACUGGCUCAGCCCCGCUCGCAGCUCAAGCUGCUGGCCCUGGACGGUUACCUCUAUGCUGUGGGGGGUGAGUGCCUCUUCACUGUGGAGAGGUAUGACCCACGGGCAGACCGCUGGAGCCCUGUGGCACCCCUGCCCAAGGGUGCCUUUGCCGUAGCUCAUGAGGCCACCACCUGCAACGGGGAGAUCUAUGUAUCAGGAGGCUCCCUCUUCUACCGCCUGCUCAAGUAUGACCCCAAACGUGAUGAGUGGCAGGAGUGCCCUUACAACAGCAGCCGCCGGCGCUCUGCUGACAUGGUGGCCUUCAAGAGUUUCAUCUAUCGCUUCGAUGUGAGCAGUGGCCGUGGUGGGGAGCAGGGCCCAGGUGGUGGGAGUGGCGGUGGUGUUGAAGUUUUCCGGUACAAUACAGUGGCCAAGCGCUGGAGACAGUGUGCCAGCCUGCGGCCCAGUGGUGGCCCCAUCCAGCCCUUCCGCUGUGCCCCCUUGGGCAACACCAUCUACUGUGUCAACCGGACCGGCACCCUCCGCUUCAACCUAGCCCAGGAUGGUGAGGUGGAAGCAGAUGGUGGGCUCAAGGGCACCUUUGAUGGAGAGCUUCUUAAAGCUCCGUUGGAUGCCAAGGGUGUCCUCCUACCCUUUGUGCUCACUCUCCCCGAGAGGCUGGACAAAACAGGGGACCAGGAGGGCUCCCUCCCACUGUGAGGUGGCCAGCCUGGUUCUGGCUUCCCAAGUGGGGAGCGGGAUUGCAGCUGUGGGGGAGUACAAACUCCCCCCUGCAGAGGGGACCCUCUCUGCCAUGUUGCAGAGAGAGGGGACUCCCCCUUUUCUCCUCUCUGCUCCCAAGAUGUUGAACUGGAGCUACUUGGUUGUAACACAUCUGGUAUUUGCUGUGCUUUGUGUGAAAAGCCAAGCACAUGAAAGGAAAAGCUGCUAUAAAAAGGAUGACCUCUGGGUUAUGUUUGUGCCAAUUCCCAAUUCCCAAUCUGAGAAAAAAAAACAAACCAACUUCUUUACACCUGGAUUUCUGAAAGAUUCCUGACAACAGUGUCAUAAUGGGAUGUUACUGAUAAUAUUGGUUGCGUGUUUACACGUAAUUGCAGUCUGGGCUGGAGCUUUUUCUGCCAUUUGUUUUCCUUCUUUCUGGGAUUAUAGGGAGGGAUAAACACAGCAUAGUUUAGCUGCAUUUGUUUUUAGGUUAAACCAACUAUUUCCUGUGCUAGAAAAGUAUAGGAAGAACAUCUCCAUCACAGCCUUUCAUUUCUGGUGCAAUAGAAGCUUUAAGGAAGACGUGGCACUGUGUGGUCCCAGGAAUUUCAACCACAAAAUGAUUUAACAGAUACCAGACUUAAAGUUUUAAGUAACACAAAUGUGUGCCACAUGUUUAUAUUUGGAAUAAACAAAAAUAAACAGAAAAAGGCAAGUUACCUUUUUAAAAUGUGGCAUAUCAGAUAUGAAAUGUUGAUAUGUUCUUUAUUUGAAACAGGCAAUGGUUUCUGUAUAGAAAGUCAUAAUUUUAUUACCUUUUUUAUCAGAGAUUUUAAAUUAUAACAGAAAAGAACUGAAGCUGUUCAGACUGCAACUGAUUGACAUGGCCAUGUAUGCCAUUAGAACAUUUGUACUUCAAGCUGCUCUUUAAUUAACUGCAGGUCAAGGAAGAUUAACCUAAACCAAAUGUAAAUUCUUUGAAACUGACUGCAGACGGCUUAAAUAUCUCACUGUGUGUUAAGUAUCCUGUGUCAAGAGGCUUUUCCAACUUACUGCAAGACCAUCAGAGAAGGACAUGGAAAACAGGAAUGUGCUACACAUGUUGAUUGUAUUGUGCACUAGCAUGAUGCUAUUUCCCUAUCUUUUGGUUAAGAGACUGCUUUAUUUAUUUCACUCCAAUGAUUGCUGUAAUCAGUAACUCAUUAAUUACAGUAUGUGCUGACAGCAUAUGCUGUCAUUGAGAUUCUGAACCACCCAAGAGCACUGUUUGUGGAGUACCAUCCUAAUGAGAUGAAACCAUACAAAGCUUCUUGCUGUCUGUGGGAAGUGGGGGUGUACUUUUUGUCAUGUUACUCAGAACUGAAAAAGUGUAAACCAUGUAAACCGUCUACACAGACAGACUAUAUUGAAAAGGGCACAUGGAUUUAUUUUAUACAUUUUAUAUAAGAAAAAAAUCCAUAGGAAAGGCAAAUGUUUUAUCUUUAUGGUAAAUCACUGAGAAACCUUUUCUGAAAAAAAAAAAAAAUCAAUGUUUUUGCUGGUAUAUUGCUGUAUAUUCAGCCUGGAACUGGCACGCACUGUGGAAGGGAAUUGUUUAUAUUUAAAGCUGUAGCAUAGAUUCAUAUUUUAGAAUGACAUAGGGACCUUACAUCAAAAAAAGCAGUUCUUUUUAUGUUUUAUGACAAUGUUUCUGUUAAACAGGACAUUAGUGUUCCUUUACAUUACUGCUAGUUCCAAAUGAAGGCAGCAGGCUCUGUCCUAAGAGACACCAUCAUCACAAAAAAGAAUAGUGGAGUUUACAGGUACUUCCUUCCUUCACUUUCAUGUGUUUUUUUUUUUUUAAUUUUCUUCUUUUCCUCUGUCUUGCAUGGGAGUUUAAUGCAGCUGAGCUGGUUAGCCAUCCUGUAGAAAACAGUGGUCUACUCCUAAAAGUUCUUAGCCAAGCAAACCUAUUCCCUAGUGGGCUACCUAAAGCAUCAGCUACGUAAGAGCUAUAGGCCUGAAGAGUAUGAUGCUUAACUUAGCCUCAGUACAGGUUGGUGCAGCGGAAUUUAAUACCAUUCACUGAAUGAUGGACUUAAUUCGCAGACAAAAAAAUCUUGGAAAUAUUGACUCUAAAUUAAAUUACAGCAUUGUAGCUUGAGCAGGAGAGAGAAUCUGUGUUUGCCUUCAAUAUGUUAACUGUGGAAAGUAUUUCAAGCUGUGUAGUGAAACACUUGUGUAUGUCUUCAGUUUAACUAUGCGCCUACUAGUCCAGAUUUUGAAUUAGCAGAGUCACCAGGAACACACAAGGAAAUGUCUAUCUUUCAACGUAAUACAAUUUCAUAGUUCAAAAUACUACGUAGUAUAUAGUUCUUAUACUACAACAUAGUGAUGAAUCAAGCCAGCUGUUGCAUUCCUAUUAAGCAUUUAUUAAAAUGAGUUUUGGGAAGUCACCAUGAUUUAAACUGCAAAAAGUAUGUCACAGAACUAUAGAACCAUAGAAUGGUUUGGGUUGGAAGAGACCUUAAAACUCAUCU
This is a messenger RNA of Pezoporus flaviventris, 4942 nucleotides long. RefSeq names its product kelch repeat and BTB domain containing 11 (gene KBTBD11). Gene Ontology annotation, molecular function: protein binding. Lineage: Eukaryota; Metazoa; Chordata; Aves; Psittaciformes; Psittacidae. The record is from RefSeq and is a predicted model, not a curated record. The coding region runs from base 654 to 2420 and encodes 588 amino acids. The transcript is spliced from 3 exons.